This is a messenger RNA of Haplochromis burtoni (Burton's mouthbrooder), 2913 nucleotides long. Its product is annotated as transmembrane protein 275-like. The record is from RefSeq and is a predicted model, not a curated record. The coding region runs from base 573 to 1145 and encodes 190 amino acids. The transcript is spliced from 2 exons. Lineage: Eukaryota; Metazoa; Chordata; Actinopteri; Cichliformes; Cichlidae.
AGUCAGGAGUGAUAAAUGGUAACAACUCAUUGUUUUGGACUAAACAGAUGAGGAGGGGACAGGAGAUGGUGAAUAACCUCUACGCACACUGGUAAGAAACAGAUGCCGUGUCCUUGCUGAGACUUCUUUGAAAAGCAAAGGAGAAAGAGGAGCGAGGCCAUAGUCUCGAGCCUUUUUUCUUUUUUGUACUUUAAUAACCCAGGUUUCACAAACUUUUCCCAUCAUUAGAUUUAAGGAAAUAAACAUCAGAUAGAUGUAGGAGUGCAGUGGUGUGUGUGUUUCCACUUUUCCCGAGAGCACCUUUAAUGUAACACGUUAGAAGCUUAAGCACUUCAGAGGGUGAUGGCUGUGAUUGGGCUGUUUGUUUGAAGCAGCUCCACAGCGCAGCCAGUGGCCGAUAUUCAGCAGUGCAUCAGCUGCAGAUCACUCCGCUGCUCACCUGCAGGAGGAGCAGAUCACACCCGCCGCUCCUGUGCAACAUGACACACGGACAAAGCGCCCAAACGGCCAGAGUCAUGUGUCCGAUGUAAGCCAUUUGUCUGAUCAACAGCUUCUCUGAGCUCUCCUGAGACAUGGUGCUACCUGAAAAAAACUCCAGUUCAUCUGCUCCCAAGAAGACCCCCGAGCAGCAUGCUCCGAGGCACCAGAGCAUGCCCUCUCCAGCCCUGUGCUGCGCCUGUGGGCUGUGCAUCAUGCUGGCUGGCAUCAACAUCACCCUGGUGGGAGCUUUUGCGUUUGGUACCUUUAUCCCUACAAGCAAUCCUCCCAUCUUCAUUGGGCCUCUUCUUUUACUCAUAGCGCUGGCUUUCUUUACAGCCUGCUGUGUCAUCAGCAGGAGACCUCAAGCCCACACUGCCCAUAAGGCCAAAGGAGGUGAGAAAUGGGCGCUGAUGAGGAUGGGGGCAGUUGCUUUUGAGAUGGAGACGAGCGAGCACACGCUUCAGGACACGACAGCUGUCCAGCUCAGCCCCACCAACUCCCCUAGCUCAUCUCACAAAUCCAGCUCCAUCCAAGGGGAAGCCACUGCCCUGCCUUCCUGUCAGGAUGAAGCCACUGAGCAGCACACAUCAGGGACCUGUGGCACUGGUGUUACUGGAGAUAAACCCACUCUGAGCUCUGACUGCCGGGAGAGCACUUCCACAUAGAUCAGAUCACUACAUAGCGUGGACUUUGUUCUGUUUACACUGUCUGGCGUGACUGCAAGAAUUAAUUGCUACUAUAAGUUAUAAACUAAGUCGUACUUUAUUUAUGCCAAAGUUGGUAAACUCAAAUAACACAUGACUUAAGUAACUAGAAUGACGGCGUGGUAAUAUGAUACAAGAGCGAAAAGGCCUGCAGACUCAGCCUGUGAGCGUAAAUGUAUUGUGCAAACUCCCUGAUAAUUAUUCCGUGUGUUUCAGGAAGUUGUACUUUUACUGCCCUGUCCCAGGAUGUACAUUAUCUUUCCAGGAAAUGAAACAGGGAAGGAGAUGAUACCGUAAUCCAAGUGCCUGUUUUAUGUAGUUCUUGUUGUAGAACACAUCUAGUGAUUGUGUAUUCAUUGUGUAUUCGUUUCCUAUGGAUUGACUUUGGUUAGUGUUUGCCACCUUUGUGAAGGAGGAUCAGUGCAGUUAUAAAAGCCGGGUGAAUGCAGUCACAGCUUUUCUACACACUUCAACAUAACUUUUCUUUCUUCUUCUUAUUUCCUGCACCAGCUGCUUUGAGUGAUGGUGUAACCUUGAGCUGUGCUAAAAUAGAUUCAGGAGUGUUUUGUGAAUUUCUCUACUUGUGUUGUCGUGCAUGAUUACUACAGGUGCUAAUACAUGCUUGGGACCCCUGUAUAUUUUAUAAAUAUAGAUAACUCUUUACUUGAACAGAAGUAUAUAGUGUAUCUGUUCAGACAGCUCACUAAAACUAUUAAGGAUGCUAUCUUGAGCAAAUUAUAACAAUAAUACUUCUACUGACCCCCUUUGUGAAGAAUACACAGAAACAAAGCCACUGGAACUGUCAGGCUAAAUGAGAAGAUGCACAGGCUGUGAUGAUAAGUCAUUUGUUAUCUGAGUAACCCCAGCAGGGACUGUACAAACGGCUACGUUGCCCAUCAUUUGGCGUCUGACUCAACAGCUGCCGGCAAAUGCAAAAGCCCUGUUUACUCAUCAUUUUACAUCAGCUGUCCUCAAACACAGCGUGUUCCCCUCACACAAUCAAACCACGGAAAAGAUAACACGGUGGCCAACGCCCACUGUUAUUGCAGUGUUUUUUGAGUGGAUACAGGCAGGCUGUGUGGGUGUCUGUAGUUAUUCAAUGACUCGUUUCUGUAAAGAAGGUGACAUGUCUUGGCAACCUCAGCUCAACUAGUAAUGAGGUCAUGCUGCUCUGAAGAAUGGCAUAGCAGGAUUAAUUUAGCGCAGGGCUGGGUUUAACUCAGCAAAGGUUAAUGUAACUGAGCAAUUUUUAUCUAAAAAAAAUACUUCCAUCCAUUCAUGCAGACUUGAUCCUAACCCCACUAUCAUGGAUGAGAGGUGCGCUAAACCCUGAACAAAUCACCAUUCCAAGGCACAUCUGAACUUUUAUAUCAUUUUCUUCUUUUGACUGGCCGCUUUAGGAAUAGCUAUAGCAGAUCAUCUGCCUCCAUCCCAGCCUAGCAUCUCAGCCUCACCUCUCUACGUUCGUCUCCAAACCGCUGUCCCUCUGAUAUACUCAUUUCUAAUCUUGUCCAUCCUGGUCACUUCAACAAAAUACUUAGCAUCUCUAACCCUAACCACCACCAGAUAAGCCUCCUGUGUACCAGGUCUUACUCCCAUUGUGUAUAACCAGUUGCCCAUCCCUGUUGCCAAGUGCUGGAUCAUAGUUGGUUGUCUGAUUGUUGUUUUCUAUCGAAUACUGUAGUUUGUAACUUGCAUAAAGCACCUUAAGGCAAGUGUUUUUGUGAAU